UCUACAAAGAGAACCAACGAAACCAAAACACUCACUGAGUCGAAACAAUGGACAGAGAAUGGGGUUCAAAACCAGGAAGCGGCGGAGCAGCGACGGCGCAAAACGAAGCAAUAGACCGCCGUGAAAGACUCCGACGAUUAGCAUUAGAAACAAUAGAUCUAGCAAAAGAUCCAUAUUUCAUGCGAAAUCAUCUCGGUAGUUAUGAAUGCAAACUCUGUUUAACUCUUCAUAACAACGAAGGUAAUUACCUUGCUCAUACACAAGGUAAACGUCAUCAAACCAAUCUCGCUAAACGUGCUGCUCGUGAAGCUAAAGAUGCUCCUGCUCAACCUCAACCUCAUAAGCGGAAACUUAAUCUAAAGAAAACUGUUAAGAUUGGGAGACCUGGGUAUCGUGUGACUAAGCAAUUUGAUCCUGAUACUAAACAAAGAUCUCUUCUUUUUCAGAUCGAAUAUCCUGAGAUUGAAGACCUCGCAAAGCCCAGACAUCGAUUUAUGUCCUCCUAUGAGCAGAGGGUGCAGCCAUUUGAUAAAAGAUACCAGUAUCUCUUGUUUGCAGCUGAACCUUAUGAAACAAUUUCUUUCAAGGUACCAAGCACUGAGAUUGAUAAGUCUACUCCAAAGUUUUUCUCACAUUGGGACCCAGAUUCAAAGAUGUUCACACUGCAGUUGUAUUUUAAAACCAAACCACCAGAGGCAACCAAACCGCAGCCGCCUACCUCUGCACCCAAUGGCACCACCACAGCUCCUGGUGUUCCACCAAGACCUAUGCCCCCACCACCACAAGCUCCAUUACCACCACCACCUCCUCCUCCACAAGGGCUACCUCCCGGCGCACCGAUGGGAAAUCCUCCUCGAGCACCUCCACCUCCAAUGUCAGGAUCAAUGCCACCACCACCUCCUAUGGCUGCAAAUGGUCCUAGACCUAUACCUUCUGGUUCAAUGCCACCUCUCCCACCCCCAGCACCCCUUGGUGCUAGACCUCCAUCAAUGCCACCUCCUCCACAAGGUUUUCCAGGCCAACAAAUGCAGAGCUAGGUUGCGCAUAACCUACUCUGGCUUUACGGAAAUAUGCUGAUGAGUAUUAUGUGUUUGAAAGUUGUGGUUGGAUGCAUCUUAUCCUUUAAGGCUCAGUAUAUUUGUUAUGUCAGAUGCUACUUUUCACAAACUAUAUCCGAAAUUGCCAAAAUACAUUGUUCAUUGCAUCUCAUUUUUCUAAUUUACAAAUUUAUACAUUGCUGUAUCAUGUUGUCUGAUAUUUAUUAAUGCUGACAAUGUUCCAUACAUUGUGGUUCUCUAAACCCGUGGUAUAGAUAGGAAAUUUUUGGUUUGA
Messenger RNA from Trifolium pratense (red clover), 1332 nucleotides. Its product is annotated as splicing factor 3A subunit 2-like. The coding region runs from base 48 to 1037 and encodes 329 amino acids. Gene Ontology annotation, molecular function: zinc ion binding; nucleic acid binding. Gene Ontology annotation, biological process: spliceosomal complex assembly. Lineage: Eukaryota; Viridiplantae; Streptophyta; Magnoliopsida; Fabales; Fabaceae. The record is from RefSeq and is a predicted model, not a curated record. The transcript has 6 exons. Gene Ontology annotation, cellular component: U2 snRNP; nucleus; U2-type prespliceosome.